Lentinula edodes (shiitake mushroom) is the source of this 1387-nucleotide messenger RNA. RefSeq names its product mitochondrial carrier domain-containing protein. The coding region runs from base 152 to 1120 and encodes 322 amino acids. NCBI's taxonomy places the organism in Eukaryota, Fungi, Basidiomycota, Agaricomycetes, Agaricales, Omphalotaceae. The transcript has 4 exons. Gene Ontology annotation, molecular function: L-ornithine transmembrane transporter activity. Gene Ontology annotation, biological process: mitochondrial L-ornithine transmembrane transport. The record is from RefSeq and is a predicted model, not a curated record.
CAAAGUACCAAUCGCUUUUUUUCCUCCGAUCUUUACAGCCGCUCUCAUUCAGGCUGUAAGCCUGUAUCACUGCUGAUUUUGCUUCAUAUAAAAUGCUCUGUUGACAGCUUCAAAGCCUAUCCUAUACCCAACUGCUUUGUGUAAUACCACUAUGGAUGUUCCCAACGAAACUUUGGCUACGAUGCCAAGCCAUGUCCGUGUACUAAAGGAUAUCACCUUUGGAAGUAUCGCCGGAAUGGUCUCCAAAGUGUUUGAACAUCCUUUUGACCUCACAAAAGUACGGUUACAAUCUCAGGUGUUAGACUCGUCUGCUCGAUUCGCAGGCCCAAUAGACUGUUUAACGAAGACAUGGAAGAAUGAAGGUAUAACAGGUCUAUAUCGAGGUCUUCCCGCACCAAUUGCUGGCGCAAUGGUCGAAAAUGCCUCUUUGUUCCUGUCAUAUAGAGAACUUCAGAACCUUAUCAGACGUGUAACACACCAACCCGACUCGCAGAAGCUUCCUCUGCACCAACUAGCUCUCGCAGCUGCCGGAUCUGGAGCCAUAACAAGCUUUCUGCUCACACCGAUCGAACUUGUGAAAUGCAAGAUGCAAGUUCAGAUGCUGGUAUCACCUCCAUCAUUGUCCAUUCCACAUUCUCUUCCAGGCCCAUUUACAGUGUUCGCGUCAGCAUUUCGCAGUUCCGGAUUCACAGGCUUGUGGUUGGGUCACACGGGCACGCUCAUUAGAGAGACCGGGGGCACGGCUGCGUGGUUUGCAACCAAGGAGUACGUCGCGUCUCUCCUCCUCGCACGGCGUGCUGCAAGUAGCCAAGACCUUCGUCCCUGGGAGUCUGCAUUCUCCGGUGCCUGUGCAGGAGCAGCUUUUAACCUUGCUUUAUUCCCAGCUGAUACUGUGAAGAGUGCCAUGCAGACCGCGGAGGAGCUCCGACCAUCAUCCGGCGCCCUGAAUCAGACAUAUCGGUAUUCUCCGCCCUCGUUUUUUGGCACGUUUGCCCAAAUGUACAAAGCCCAAGGUAUUCGAGGAUUGUACGCUGGGUGCGGUGUCACUGUCGCGAGGUCAAUACCAAGCAGCGCCAUCAUCUUUCUUAUAUUCGAUGGGCUAAAUAAACGUUUUGGAUGAUUGGUUGACGUAGCGAAUCGUAUCCAUGAUCCAAGCGUCCACUUUGUUUGCGCAAUAUGUCUCUAGGUAUACUCGUUCUUGUGCGCGAUGAAGACAAAACUCGACUUCGUAGAAGAUACAUUUCAUCGUGAUGAUUCGGAUUCCAACUUAUUAGCGAACUUCUGCCAAAAGCUUAAAACUAAGUAAUGCGGCUAUUAUGUACGCCUGGGUAUCCAUUUGUAUACAUAGUGUAAUACGCAUCUAUGAUAAUUAUAAUGUGCUCUCAAA